Messenger RNA from Silurus meridionalis, 3043 nucleotides. RefSeq names its product BRMS1 transcriptional repressor and anoikis regulator (gene brms1). Gene Ontology annotation, cellular component: Sin3-type complex. NCBI's taxonomy places the organism in Eukaryota, Metazoa, Chordata, Actinopteri, Siluriformes, Siluridae. The transcript is spliced from 11 exons. The record is from RefSeq and is a predicted model, not a curated record. Gene Ontology annotation, biological process: negative regulation of transcription by RNA polymerase II. The coding region runs from base 181 to 1233 and encodes 350 amino acids. Gene Ontology annotation, molecular function: histone deacetylase binding.
AGCGUUGCGCUCUGAUUGGCUGACUUGGUGGACGACAUGGCCGACGAAAGCGAGCAGCGCAAAUCCCGAGGAAGUCGAAGUUGCACCAGUUGAUAGAACACGUCCAGGCGCAAAUCUGCAACUACGCAGCGUAUAAACACGCACAGACGGCCGAGUAAAUUAAGGGCGAGCGCAGCAGUGAUGCCAGCCCAGCCUGCUCCGCGUGAAACAGAAGAGGAAAUGGAAACGGAGCCUGAUUCCGAGGUGCCUCACGCCAACGGAGAGACAGAGGAGGAGAGGGAGCAGGAGGGAGGAGAGGCCGAGGAGACGAUGGAGGAGAGUGGAGAGGAGCGAGACAGUGACCUGGAGGACAGUGAAGCAGAGGAAGAUGAGGAGGAAGAAGAGGAGAGUUCAGAGAUUGAUGAUGAAGAUUGUGAGAGGAGGAGAAUGGAGUGUCUGGAUGAGAUGUCUGAUCUGGAGAAGCAGUUCCUGGAACUCAAAGAAAAGUUAUUUCGUGAGCGACUGGACCAGGUGAAAGUAAAGCUGGAUGAGGUGCUGACAGGAAAAGCAGGAGAGUACAGAGAGCCGCUGGCUAUACUUCAGAAAAACAUGCAGCUUCGCACUCAGGUAGCAGGUGUUUACAGAGAGCUGUGCCUUCAGGUGAUCAAACACAAGCAUGAGUGUGAGAUUCAGGGAGCAAAACAACAUCUGGAGAGUGAGAGAGUCUUGCUGUUUGACACCAUGAAGACAGAGCUGUUGGAAAAGAUCCGCAGGCUGGAGGAGGACAAGCAGAGCGUGGAUAUCACCUCAGCUUUCCCUUUUGUCUCAGAGUGGUGGAGUGAUGAAGUGAGGACGAAGAAGUGUAAGAAGAGAAAUCUCCUAAGUCAACUGGAGAGGAAGAAAAAACCAGCACUCGUGUCAGGACCCUAUAUAGUGUACAUGCUGAGGGACAUUGACAUACUGGAAGACUGGACAGCCAUUAAGAAGGCUAAAGCAGCACUAAUCCCCAUGAAGAAGAAGUCAGACAGUCGUCAGUUGUCAGUGCGCUGUGAAGGAGGUACUCUGUUUUAUGAGGGAGAGAGAUUCUCAAAGGGCAACACUGUUCUAUUGGAAGUCAAUGAUGAAAGCCCAGCACAGGCAGUCAUAACAGCAGUCAGUGCAGGGGAAGUGUGGUUCAAAAGGACAGACGGCAGCAAAACCAAAAUUUACAUUUCACAGCUACAGAAAGGCAAAUACACAAUAAGUAGAGCCUAAAGUGCGUGUGCGCACGCACGCACGCACUCACUCACCAAAUUGUGUGCUGCAGCUGUGUAUAUGGGUCAAAGAUGAAGUGUCUUUUUUUGGCAUUUAUGUUCCUGUUUUCAAGAAAUUACUUAUAUGCAAUAACAUCAUUUCAACUUUCUUUAAAUUAUAUAUAUAUAUAAAAAAAAGACACUAAAGGGAAAAACUAAGUGGCAAAAGUGGUGAUUCAGAGAAAGAAAAUGGAUUCAGAAAAACAGUCCGCAUUAAUAAAAGUAAAGAAAAACGCAAAAGUCAAAGAAUCUUUAAAGGAUCCGUUUCUUAAUCUGAAUACUCCUGAUUUGUUUCCUUGCUGUCUUUGACCCAUGUACAGCAUACAUACCCUGUUUUAACAUCAGUACAUUCUGUCAAGAGUUCCUGCAACAGUGUACUGCUGGGUAAUUCCUAACAUACUUGCAGACAAACAGCUAGUCAUCAGAGCUUCAUCAAGAAACACAAUAUGGCACUGGAAGGAGUGCUCCCCUAACACAGUCUUUCCAGUGGACAGACGGCUUAACAGCAGCUUCUGUUCACCAGCACACAUUGCUUAUGACCCAGCUACGAAACUGCUGAAUCACUGUUCUCCAUCUGCAGGCACACAGCCACAGCUAUACACACCGCUACACUAUGAGAGCUACGCAAGGCCAAAUAGGGAUUGUAUAGAUGCCCAAUUAAUAGAUCAUUACUCUUUACCAUAUCCCAGUAUAACAAACUGGAUUACCAAAAGCAGAGCAAAACAAUGCUCCUAUAUAGAUGUACACUAAAGAUUUUACAAAGGCCUCACCGACUGCAUCUAUUCAACUCUUAUUGCUGUCUACUUUAGUAAACCUGCAGUCGCACUGGAAAUUUGCACUUUGAGUCUCCUUGUGUAAUUGGUCAGACAAGGGCAGGCUUGGAAGAAUGGUCAGAAUGUAGCAGUUAGCAUUUAGCAAAAAGUGUACGUGUCAUAUUUGCUUAUGCAAUUCAGCUUCCCAAAAGGGGCAGUAACACACGGGUCUGUUCCCACCUAAUGCCCAGUGUUUGUGGUAGGCUUUAGAAACAUAAAACAGGAUAACUUGACCAGGAUGAAGCCUUUACUAUAGAUCAAUGAAGAAAUCGAGGCCUACCUAUACACAAAGCUUUGUUUUUACACGAGUUGGUUGCUAGCAAGCUGGCUAAGCAUUGACCAGUAACAAACCUAAAACAGCGAUAGCAUCAGUUCCAGCCUCCUGUGUACUAUGCAUACUUUAUAGUCAGGUCUAGAAUUAUGUCCGAUCUCAUGCCUUCCAACUGUUCAAAUGAGCUCUUUUGUAAUUUUGCACCCUUUUGCAGCACUAUACAAAGUACCACCUGUUUUAGAGAUCAUCUUGAUUGAUCCAUGAUUUGAUUUCAUGUCUCACUUCGCCAAAUUAACAUUAAUUUGCUUUGGAAACAAACGUCGCACGCAACAGAUUCUACUGAAUUGUAAUGAAUGUAAUUUAUUUGAAAAAGCUAGAAUGACUGGGUCUUAUUGCACACCCUGGUGCCAUAUCUUACUUCUAUAAGAGCAGCAGGCUUGUAGAAAAAUAGGGCCAAGUCGCAAAAUUCGCUUUAAUUACACUUGCACUUCAGAAGGAGAAGAUAGGAGAUGUAAGAUUUUUUGUGUGUGUCUGAGCUCAUUUUGAUAAGCCUUAAGUGCAACAGAGAAUUUAUAUGUUUGUAAGCUGAUUUGGAACCUGAGGGUGCUUAUAAAACUUAUUUAAAUGUGUUUAAUAUAAUCUUGUAUUUAUAACAAAAAAGGUUUAUUAAAAUCUGGUCUUUUAUUAAA